AGUGUACAACCACGGCUGCUGCCAGUGUGUGUUUCAUGCUUUUCGUUCGCAGCAUAGAGAGCCGUGUGUCACUGCAAACACGUUGAUUAAACAUUGAAGGUAGCAUGAGCUCGUUGGAGGUGUGGAGCAUGCACUUGCGAUUGUGAAUUUUCAAGUUUUGCCUUCGAAGAAUCACUUGUUUGUUGGACGUUGUUGAAGGUGCAUCGUUUUCCAUGACGCUUUGAAAAAUUGUAUUUAUUCCGAUUUUCAUUCGUUUAAAGUUUGAGCAAAUUGUGAAGCAAAACAUAUUUUUUGCAUCCAUUUGUGUUACCGGAAAUGAAAUUGAUGGAGUUUUUUGUGUGAUCGUUUUUUUCCCCUUUAAUCGAACUGAAUAAUAAACUGGAGUUUUAUGCAGAUUCGCAUGACAACCAUUACAAUAACAGGGAAAAAAGUGAACUGAAAUUCAAUUUUACAAACGUUGUAUAAAAUAUUACAAAUCGGUUUUAGUUUUUUUGUUUCACUCGCUCGCUUGUAUGGAAAAGAAAAUAGCUGAAGCUAUAAAAAAAAGUAUUCGAAAGUUUUUAAUUAAAAUUGAUAGCAAUUUUUAUCAUUAUUUUUAUUAUUUUGUGAUUGAUUGUGUGACUCCGGUGCGACAAUUCUGCCAGUCGAACUAUGUGAACAAAAACUUUUAUUGUGUUACACUCAGUGACUCAAUGAAACUGAUAAAAGUUUCAGCCGAAAUACGAAAAAAAAGUCAUCAUAAUUAAAUUUUCCAAACUAAAAGCUCACGGUCCAGAGAGAGUUUACGAAGUAACAGAAUUUUAAACGUAACGGACACAAAAGAAUAAGAAGAAGACAAAACAGAGAAUAAAAAACGACAACACCACUAACGAAAACAACUAAAAUGUACUAAUGAAGUAAUAAAGUGAAAAAUACCGAGGAAUUUCAUUCGAGAAAACUGUGCGCAAAGUGUGUGUGUGUGUGUGUUUUGGAAUAGAGAAGCGACCGGCAAAAACAUGAUCAAAUGGUAUUUCAUAAAACUUUUGCCAGUGUUCAUUUGGAUUUUAUCACAACAACACUUGCAUGCGGCGAACGGAGUUGCUGUUGAUGCAGUCAACGAAGACGACACACAGAGUCCGUGGAAACCGACAGCACAUCAAGUUUUGCCAACUGCAGACUUAUCGCAACUAUACGAAUCGAAAGAUGAUGACUUAGAGAAAUCGAGCAACACGCAACGGCGAUUCGACGAUGAAUUGCCAGCCGAAGCGGAUGGUGAUUGGAAGCCGGCUUUAAUUACCGCUGAAGAUCAACCGACAGCCGGUUUUGUGGUGUCGGCCACGCAAACGUUUAGCGAAGACGAUACAAUGCCAGCCAUUGACCGAAGAAAUGAUUGGAAAUCAAUUGAAACUGAUGUUCAAUCACCCGUGCUUGAAGUGCAAAGCCAAUUCAAUGCCGACCAAGUAACUGGCAAAGUAUCGGAUCGCCCACACUACGAACCAUGGGUACAACGCGAACGCUUUGUAUCGUCAACGUCAGCACCUGUUACGACAACACAGCGAUUUAAUAAAUCCUAUCGCAAACCGUAUGUUGGAUCACGUCGAAAUGAAGAACAAAAAUCCAAUGAGGCGCACACAACUGACGAUGGAAAAACCGCCAAUUUGAGAAGUAUUCUCAAGCAAACGGGUGGCUUAAGUUUGAGCGAAAUACUUCAACAACAGAAUCUCUCGUUAGAAGACUUGUUGAAAGGAAAACAGAACGCUAUACAAGCGCUUAAAAAUACUGCUGCACCGCCGCCGCCCGAUGGUGGUGCGAAAGAUGGUGAACUGGCAAAGUCAACACGACGUCUUCCAUCGCUGCCACAGCUCAAUGUCAUGAAACCAAGACGAAAUUUCUUUAAUGGAACAACACGCGUUACAAAUGCCGAUCGAGUUGAAAGUAGUAGCUCAACGCCAAUGCCACAAACACCCGACGAGAAAAAUGCGAGCAGUGAAUCGUCGUCAGUUGAAAGAAAAAUCUUCUCGACCAUUCCAACAUAUUUGCCCAAUGCGCCAAGCAAAUAUGACGGUGAAUCGGGUGGAUGGCGCAUACCGCCAUCGGGUCGUGGAAAAGUCAUCAAAGAAGUGGUAUCGGGAAUUAGGCCCGAUUUGGAUAAUUCAAAUCUGCGUAAGCGGAUGCCAAAUAUGAAAUUCUUACAAUCGAAAUUCCGAACCACUUCAACGGUUGAAACAUUGCCGCCGGAAGCAUCGAAGGCAAAUGAAACUCAAGGCGGCGAAAAUAAGCCAUCCGAAGAGAAAGAAGAGCAGAAGAUUGUGGACACAAUUGAAGUGGUCUCUUCAACGACUGAAGCGGAACCGGAAGCGGUUUCAGUGUCAACGACCACGGGAGCUCCGAGAAUGAAUCUACGUGAACGCUUGGCACUUCGGCCACCGAGAAUCAGAAAUGUACCAUCACUUCUACCAUCCACUGUUAGCCCAACCGAGCCAUCGUCUUCAUCACAGGCUCCAGUUGAAGUAACAUCAACCAAAGUCACUACAACCAGCGAAGAGUCACUUCCGUACACAAUCGUCACAUUUAACACUCAGUCAAAUGAUCAAAAGACCACUGAACCUAACGAAGUGCUGGACGAAGACCAGCCGAAGAAUGAUGAUUUGAAUAAAAAAUUGAAUGAAUCAGUUCCCGAAUUGAAUUUAGUUGAUCUGGAGGAUGAAUCCAAGUCAAAAGAGGUAACCAGUUUGGAGGAGCUGUUCAUUUCGGACAGCAUGGAUCCGGACAGUAACAGCAAUAGUGCUGAAAUGGAUGAAUUCAUUCAUGCUUCGUCCACAUCACGUUCGGAUAGUAUUUUCAAAUCCGAAAAACCGAAUUCACUCAAAAUUUUUGGCGGCAACUUGGUGAAUAUCAUUAGAAAAACUAUAGAUAAAUUGGACGUUACCGAACGCAAUCCCGGCCUGUUCACGGAUAUCACCUCAAGGUAUGUGGAUGAUAAAACGGAAUUGAUGGAUUUAUUGAAUGAUCGGCGCAGUGGUGCCCGUUUGGUCAAAGUGCUUCGACAAAGAAAUAUGACAGUCGAUGAGCUGCUUGAACAUCGGAAAAGAGGUAGUUCACAGGUUCAUUUGGCAGAAAUAUUCCACAGUCGUAGCAAAGUCUCUUCGACUACAUCACCAACACCGCCAACGCAACAACAACAACAGCAACAGCAGCAUCAGCAUCAGCAGUCAAAACUUGAUGUAGUAACUGCUUUCAAAAAUUUCCCCGAUUUCAAUUUGGACAGUGUGAAAAGUGUAGCUCCCGAUGAGAUAAAAACCGAUUCACAAGGCUCUAGCUACUUCACAUCGAUAACAAAUAUUCAACCAACGGCUGAGGUCAUCAAAGAAUCGCGUGCAAUUCGCAAACCAUUCGUUAUUCAAUUGGCUGAAAGUGCAACCGGUCGCAAUAUUCCAACACAACUAUGGAACAACGACCACAUUGAUGCAUCGUCACCGCACAGUGAGCACAACUUUUUGGAAAAUUCCUCGCCGGCCGCUUCGUUGUUUCUAUCAAAACAACACAUUUUACGACCAUCAACCGGGGACGAGAUGAACGUGAAUACCGCAUUCCAUGAUGUGGUCGAUCAAAAUCGAAACGAUGCAGCCGCACGAUCGCACGACCCGCUCGACCUAGAGCUCAGCGGUCACGGAUACAAACGUAAUAAUGUGCUAAUUGAAAAUGCACAAAUUCCAAUUGGUGUACGAAGCGCAAUUGUGGCGAGUGCAAGCAUUGUACUGAUUUCGAUGACAAUAUUCUUUAUCAUUUUCAUGGUAUGCCGAUGGCGACAACGGCGAAAGCGUAAAAUAUGCUAUUCGGAUCGAUUUCAAGCACUUCGAGGACGCCUUCCUAUUUUAGGCAGCCGCGAUGUAUCACCAUCCAAACGAAGUACUAGUCCAGCAAUUGCAUAUCUAAGUGCGGCAAAUAGUUCGCGGCGUAGCAGUAAACUGAAUACAAUGGACCCAAACUCACCAGAAGUGCAAGAUUAUUUGUACGAUGCCAUGCGAAAACCAUUCCAAUAAGCUGAUUCUAUCACAUUUUUUCAGAUCGACAACAACAACAACAACAAAUGAAUACAUCUAUAAUAUAAAUCUAAACUAGAGCAGAAAAUACACUAUUAAUAAGACUAAUUUGUAGAGGAAAACAUAACAUAAUAACAACGAUACUUGUAAAGAAGAAAACAAACCAUUCCAAUUACAUCAUAUAAUUUUCGUUUCGUUCUUAACAGAACUCUUUCGCUCGCAACAUUCGCACUUUUUCGAAUGUUUUCUUUUCUUCAAUCUUGAGAAAUAUAUACGUAAACUACCGUAAAACACGAGAAUUAUGAAAUGAAAUUAAGCAGUAAAAUUGAUUCGUUGUAGCAAAUAAUGAUUUAAAAUAGCACAAACACACACAAACAGCUCUCUUUCGAAGAUAGAAUUAUUACGAAGCCAAAUUGUAGCAUUCAAAUUGGAAACAUAAAUUACAUCUGCAUAUGAAAACUUACAAUUCAAUGAUGGUCAUUGCAACAGCAUAUUCAUGAAUGAUACAAAUUCAAUCAUCAAUUCACGGCAAAACACACAUUGCAUAUUUAUUUCACCAGAUUCAUCCAGAUUGAGUUCAUUAAUAACGUAAAACACACAUAUGAAUAUUAUGGCAAACACAUUUUGAGUAAAAUAACAACGACUCGGAAGAAGGAGAAAAGAAAGAGAAAAAGAAGAAAGAAAAAAACAAAAACAAACUGAGAAGCAGCAAACUGAGUGACUAUAUCUAGAUAUUCACACCACACACUGACUAUCACAAAGCACAUGUGCGUUGUGUGUAUCUUAUACUCGUUUUUCUCUUUCGGUUUAUUGUGUUGUAUAAAGUAAUUGUUAAGCUAAAUAACAAGCAUAUAAUAAAAAUGAAUGUGAAUGAGAAAAAAACAACAACA
This is a messenger RNA of Sitodiplosis mosellana (orange wheat blossom midge), 4912 nucleotides long. RefSeq lists its product as uncharacterized. The transcript has 3 exons. Bases 996 to 4022 code for a protein of 1008 amino acids. NCBI's taxonomy places the organism in Eukaryota, Metazoa, Arthropoda, Insecta, Diptera, Cecidomyiidae. The record is from RefSeq and is a predicted model, not a curated record.